Manihot esculenta (cassava) is the source of this 915-nucleotide messenger RNA. Its product is annotated as signal peptidase complex subunit 3B. The record is from RefSeq and is a predicted model, not a curated record. Gene Ontology annotation, biological process: protein targeting to ER. The transcript has 6 exons. The coding region runs from base 222 to 725 and encodes 167 amino acids. Lineage: Eukaryota; Viridiplantae; Streptophyta; Magnoliopsida; Malpighiales; Euphorbiaceae. Gene Ontology annotation, cellular component: signal peptidase complex; membrane.
CGCCUCUUUCCCCUCUAACUCAAAGCCCCCCAAAACGACUCCAAUCAAAGCGUCUCUUUCUCUCUUCUCAGACCGGAAACCUCAACACUGACCACAAUAGGGACGCCGCAAGAAACACAGCUACUGUCCCGGAAUCACCACUAGCUCUGGCGCGUUAGCAACUGCUUUCAUCCAAACGGAGCGACGGAAAAUCUCUCUAAUACGACUUCGGAGUAGCAAACAUGCAUUCAUUUGGCUAUAGAGCAAACGCUUUGCUUACUUUCGCCGUUACCAUCCUCGCGCUAAUGUGCGCUAUCGCCUCCUUCUCCGAUACCUUUAAUUCUCCCUCUCCCUCUUCGCAAAUCCAGAUAUUGAACAUCAAUUGGUUUCAAAAGCAGCCGCAUGGAAAUGAUGAGGUUAGCCUCACAAUGAAUAUAACAGCUGAUUUACGGUCACUGUUUACAUGGAACACUAAGCAGGUUUUUGCAUUUGUAGCUGCAGAGUAUGAAACCCCAAAGAAUUCCUUGAACCAGGUUUCACUCUGGGAUGCAAUUAUACCAACCAAAGAGCACGCAAGCUUUUGGAUUCAAACUGCAAACAAGUAUCGGUUUGUUGACCAGGGAAGCAAUCUUCGUGGUAAAGAAUUCAAUUUGACUUUGCACUGGCAUGUCAUGCCCAAGACAGGCAAGAUGUUUGUCGAUAAACUAGUCAUGUCAGGAUAUCGUUUGCCAGAAGAGUAUAGAUAAAGGAUAUGGUCUUUGUUGUACUCUUUUUUAGCUGUAACUUAAGACAGUAAUAUGAGAUGAUAAAGUUCGGCUGAACUGAAAAUCUAGAAACAGAGAAAUGGAUGUUGACAAAGAAAAUGAUUCUUUUGGGAUAUUUUGGUGCCUCACAUAAUUUUAUUUAAAAGAUGUGGAAAAUCUAUUCAGGCUUGUC